AUGGGCGCAGAUCUGCCCUUUCUCCGCUUUGUGGACACCAGCCCGGACGAGGGCCCGGCCUACGUCGUCCCGCAGAUCGACGGGCCUGCUCGCUCACACUCACGCCGCACGCACGAGUCGUCAGCGGACAAGCUCGCUCGCCGCCGCAAGGCCAAGGCGGUCAAAGCCCGUGCGUGGUUGAGGACAAAGCAGAGGGCGUUUCCGGAAAAGCUGGUCUCGGAGGCCUAUGCUGCUGUGGCGCCGCCGUCGCGCGCUCCGCCACCAGGCUUUCCGCGCCAUCUCGCCGCCUACGCCGACGAGGAGACCCAGACCCGCCUCGCCCGCCUCAUCUCCGCCCGUGCCCUCCUGGAGCGCAAGGCCUGGCCGGAACUCACCGCUCUACAAAUCAUGGUUACGCCGAGUACGCUUCAUGGCGUUGCCAUGGGUACAGACGUCUUUGGCGAGCUUCAGGUUGUCGUCUCGCUCGGAGCCGACCAACGCGGCUUCCUCGCCGACUAUGAGGUCAUCGAGCCAGCCGUAAUCGACUUUACGUCCUCUGGUGCCGUUGAGUUUCUAGUCGACGCCCGCGCCGCCACACGCGAUGACAUUUACAUCGCCGUCUACGAGAUCCAGCAUCCCGACGAUGAAACCAUGUAUCCAGUCUGCGGGCCGACUUCGUUCCCGCUCCCGGCGGUCAGCGCCCUGGCCCGCGCCUCGGCCAACCACAUUGUCCCCCUGUCAUGGUGGCAUGCUGACGUGCCCUUCCAUGAUGAUCUUGUGCGCAAGCCGGCUACCAUCUCGCUCGCGAUCACAGUCACUCCGCUCCCGUUCAACUCGCGCGCCGCAGCCCGCGCCACCAAGCUCGAUGCCCGCAUCGCGUCCAUCACUGCCACGCUGGAGCGCAAGGCUGCUUCUGCUUCUGCUUCCGCCGCCGCUGCUUCUCCAGAGUCUGCCGCAGGCUCGCAGACAGGCUCGGUCGCCUCCGACGUCACCGAUGUCGCCAUCCCGGUCGUCGAGAGCUCCGCCCCUACCGCCUCCAUCGACGUCAUUCCGCCGUCGGUCUCAAACUCGGUUGCCUCUGCCGACGCCGACGAGACCGAGAGUGAUGACGCUCUGCUCGCAAGCUCGAGCGACUCUGAAAGCGAGGCCAGCUCUGCCGCCUCACGCGCCACAUCCGCCACCUCGCGUGAUGUGACCGAUGCCGGUGACAGCUCGGUGCAAUCUAGCUCGGUGCUGUCACUUGCCCCGCCGCCACCACCGCCUCCACCGCCGCCUCCCAGGUCGGCGCUGGCUGGUCUUCGUGGCCUGGACCAUCCCCUGGACAUUGCCUUUGAUCUCCACUGGUCUUCGCUCUCGUCCCAUGCCAUCACCGCGCUUCACGCCACUCGUGAUGGUCUUGUUGCUGGCGACGGCGACGGCGCCAUCUUCUGGUGGCAGGUUCGCUCUCACAUCAUUCAGUCAACAUCGAGUUCGGAGCCGACCCAGAAGAAGCACUCGUUUGAUCUUGUGCACUCGUACCCCGCCAUCGGCGCCGAAGCCACUGCAGUCGUGCUCUCGUCUGUGGCUGUUUCGCCAACCGACGUUCUCAUUGUUGCCUACGACAACUCGCAGAUGCGAGUGUGGCAGGCCUGCUCUGAGCCGCCGCAGCAUGAGUGCUUGCAGCUCAUCUCGCUGGCAUCGCCGGUCACCGCCCUCGCCUCGGAUCCGCACUCGCUGGUCUCCGGUGCUCGCGACGGAUCCGUCCAUCUGUGGUCGACCGGCAAGGUCCGCCUUAUUGUCACUCUCUCGGGUGCUACUGGUGCUGCUGUCACUGCCGUUGCCGUCGCAGGCACUCGCGCCGUCACCUCGGCCAUCGACGGUCAGCUCUCGGUCUGGUCCGUCGCGCGCUCGGGUGCCUCUCUCCUCCACAAGAUCCAGGCCCACAAGCGGUCGCUUACCUCGUUUGCACUGCCUAUGGGCUCGACAUUGAUCUCAAAGCCGCUGGACACCCUUGCCACAGCCUCUGCAGACGGCAUGGUCAAGGUCUGGGACAUGCCACGGCGCCUUGUCUCGCACAACUACUUUGCCCUCAAGCGCGGCCCAGUCCUGGCUGUGGUCUUUGAUGGCUCGCACAUGCUCUCGGUCGGUGCGCCACCCCAAGUGGUCAACCCCUCAUCUGCCCCGGGCGCACCAGCCCCGCCGCCGCCGGCCGAGCUCAAGCUCUGGUCGCUCGACCGGGUUCGCCAUCUCGCCGCCUGGCCACUUCCUGCGCUGCCCGCUCGCUUCACUACCUCGGAUAAGAUGGUCGUCUUUGGCCUCGAGCCGCAUGACGUCGUCCACCCGCCCGAGAACGAUGACGAUGAGCCGGUCACCACAUUUGAGUCACGCCUGUUGGUUGUAUUGACCUCGCAGCGAUAGUCGCACACCUGUGCGCCGCUAAAGCCCGUCGACCCGCGGGUCGAUGCCGAGCCCGGCGAGCCCGGCGUCAAUGACGCUCACC
Molecule: messenger RNA, 2458 nt
Organism: Thecamonas trahens ATCC 50062
Lineage: Eukaryota; Apusomonadida; Apusomonadidae
Exons: 2
Coding region: 1-2376 (791 amino acids)
Cellular component (GO): small-subunit processome
Molecular function (GO): snoRNA binding; protein binding
Source: RefSeq, a predicted model, not a curated record